AUGAAGGCGAUCUUGACAAGCUUUGGGAGACGCGCCAAUGUCGAUCGGCGAGAGGCCCCAGAAGCUUCGUACCAUUUCAAGCCUGCGGUGGCCUCUUCCAGUUCGCAUACGCCGACCUAUCGGACUAGCUAUUCAUCUUCCACAGGUCCAGGCGGAGGCAUAGGCGAUGCACCUUCGCCAGCUAUUCAGCGCGCCGUCAAAGAUGCCCGCCCCUCAGGGUCAUCGUCACGCUUGCCAUCGCAUCCUCCAUCGAGCUACAGGAAGCCGUCCAGGCCGACUUCCAACGCCGAUGGGGUCGCCCGAGGGCUUGUCGGGAAGCUGUCGACGGCUCACAGCAGGGAUGCAUCGCCGUCGCAGUACGCAGCUUCCGCUUCUCGAGGGUCUGCAGACUUGACUUCGGCAUCGCGCCCCGGCUCGGCUGGGUCCAGGUCCUCGUCGACCAGCCGCGCAUUACAUCCGAACAGCGCCUUCCACCCUACAUUGCAUACCCGUGCUAUCAGUCCGUCGAGCAAAGAUGCUGCUGGCGCCGAUCUCUCUGGCAUGACCUCUGCAGAGCUGGCGGCACGAUUGAACGAGCUAGCAGUGGCGAAUGCGGACGGCCUUCUCACCGACAGCGAAUAUCGUAUCCUACGCCAGGCUGUAUUCGACCGGAUGAUGCGCGCCGAGCAGCGUUGUACGCCAACAAGCCCAGCAAGCGCACCGCUCGCGCUCAGCUUGACUGGAAGCGACCAGAAUCUCAGGCCUGCCGUUGCGGACGACAGUGUAAGCAGCAACGCGAGGCUCUCUUCGGAUCUGCUCGACGUCGACACGGGCAGAUCCAGAUCUUCGCUCGGGUUUGCGGCUUCAAUCUCUUCCUCCAUCCGCAGCGGUCACAGUGGCAAGCCCUCGAGCUUUCAGAACGUCACGCGGCUGUUCAAAGGUCAGGCCGCUGCCUCGAAAGCCACGCAACAGCAAUCCAGUCAAGAGUCGCACGCGAGUCAGGACAGUUUGCAUCGCAGCGCAACGGGUCGAUCAAAACUCAUGCGGGUCGACUCGAUCAGCAGAUCCUCGCAGCUGUCGAAUGACGAUGGUCAGUCGCAUCGCGCCUCGUCGUUCCGCACGCAGCAGUCAUCCGCUGCAAAGUCGUCUCGGUUGUCGACGUUCGGCCGUCUCCGAGCUAACAGCCAAGCACGUCGUGAGCAAGCAGAGACGUCGGCUCGCGACAUGGAGGACGCUUUUUCAGCCGAGAGAACUGCGUACUCUCUUCGCGCUGUGUCACUGUACGACGCGAGCGACGUCGAGACUACAGGCAAUAAUCCGCCAGCAUCCGCUCGGAUGGACGUCGCUCCGACCUCUCUUUUCGGCGCAGAGUACGUCGGCAAGCAUUCUCGAGAGAUCCGAGCGGAGAUAAGCGUGGUGCAAGCCGAGGGCAAUCGAAUGCUCGCCACUUUUGCAGCUCUGGAAGAGACCCUAAUGGCCAAGCACAGCAAUCUCGAGCCACUAGUACGGAAGGACGUUGCGGAGAGAGCACGAGCGUCGAACCCUCUAGCUUGCGUUUCCUGCCUUGAUCUCUCGGAUGGAAGCCACGCUAGACGACCGUCGCGCCCACCGCCUCCCUCGUCAUAUCGGUCACCGCGCACGGCUCCUCAGGCGUCGGGCCUAGUCUCGCCGGAUUCGUCUUUCCCGAUGGAUGACGAUUCCACCUCCGCGGACGUCACCGCCUUCGAGACAGAACUCAUUGGCAUUUACACACAAAAGGCCGCCGUGGUCAAGCGCUACCAGGAUCGGCUCGCCUUCCUGCAGAGCAAGCUUAGAUCGGCGACCAUCCGCGAAGGGCUCAAAUGA
Kalmanozyma brasiliensis GHG001 is the source of this 1824-nucleotide messenger RNA. RefSeq lists its product as uncharacterized. Lineage: Eukaryota; Fungi; Basidiomycota; Ustilaginomycetes; Ustilaginales. The transcript has a single exon. The record is from RefSeq and is a predicted model, not a curated record. The coding region runs from base 1 to 1824 and encodes 607 amino acids.